Molecule: messenger RNA, 1776 nt
Organism: Saprolegnia diclina VS20
Lineage: Eukaryota; Oomycota; Saprolegniomycetes; Saprolegniales; Saprolegniaceae
Exons: 6
Coding region: 316-1734 (472 amino acids)
Molecular function (GO): GTPase activator activity
Source: RefSeq, a predicted model, not a curated record
CGUUUGGGUUGCAAGCGCUAUCAAGUUUUUAAAUUGCCAAGUGGCAACCGAGGAGCGGCCGACGGAAGGAAGCGAUGCCAGCGGACGCCAAGACCCUCGACGAGAAGCACAUCAAGGCCAUCCGCGACUUCCAAAAGUCGUCCCAAAGCAACCGCCGAUGCUUUGACUGCAACGAGAUGGGCCCGCAAUACGUCUGCCUCGACUUCAACACGUUCGUCUGCACCGCGUGCAGCGGCCUCCAGUACGUGCGACCAUGAAGGCCCUGCUUAGCACCCUUGUAGCCGCGAAUUUUCGCACCGGAUCAAAUCCAUCUCCAUGUCGUCGUUCACCGACACGGAGGUCACCAACAUUGUCAAGCACGGCGGCAACGACGCGGCGCGCAAGUACUGGCUCGCGCGCUUCGACGUCAACACGCAACCGAGCUCGAACCUCAACGCGCGCGACCGCAUCCGCAAUUUUAUUCGUGACACGUACAUUGACCGACGCUGGGUGCAUGAAGAGCCCAAGAAGGAGGCGCCCAAGCCCAUCGCUGCCAAGAAGCCCGCACCGACGCCCGUGGUGACGACGGACUUUAACCCGUUUCACCUGCCACCGCCUACGGCGAACCAGCAAACGAGCGUCGCGUUUGGAGAUUUCUCGAGCUUUGGUAGCACGACGAGCAGCCACACGACGCCCGCGUCGCCGGCCAAUGACUUUGCCGAUUUCAGCCAGUUUGCCUCUGUCCCUGCGUCGGAUGCCGAUUUCUCGCCAUUUGCAUCGACAUCCAGCGGCUUUGACGCCGACUUUUCAUCCCUGAGCAAGGCGGCACCGGUCGAAGUCGACUUUUUCGCGUCGCCCGUCCGCGAAAAUACGACCGCAUCGUCGUCAUUCUUCGACACGAUUCCAUUGAGCGACCGCAUGCCGUCGGUCAAAGCCACGCCGCCGCCCGCUGUUGCAAGCCCGUCGUCGUUCCCACCGUUCUCAUCGCCGACACCCAACCCCUUUGGCGCCCAGAACCCGUUCGGUGCCUUUGACGACGCGCCCCAGACGGCCGAUCCAUUUGCAGCAUUUGCCGCGCCGACAGCGUCGACACAAGACCCAUUUGCUGGGUUCUCUUCGCCGCAGCCUGCGCGGGACAUGUUUUCGUCGCCGGCGCCCACGUCAUUGAGCGCCCCUUUCACGCCGCCGCGCCAGACCACUGUCGCGGAUCCUUUUGCACCGACGCCGCCGCGUCACAGCACUCCUGUGUCUGAUGCGUUCGCGCCGACGCCGGUCGAUCCGUUCAACGCGUUCGACUCUCUUUUUGACGCGGUGCCGGCGCCGGUGGUCAAGCCGGUCGCCGCGCCUGUCGACUUGUGGGGCCACCCGCCACCGGCCAACAAACAUCCCCACCACCAACCCCACGCGUCGCCGGUGAAGACCAACUCGACGCUGUACCACUCGGGCGCGAGCACGACCAGCUAUCCGUCUGCGACGCCGUUCGAUCACGUACCCCUUCACCCGGGCAAGCCGUACGGAAGCCACCCCAAGGCCGACGUGCGCGCGGUCAUGGACCCAUUUGCUUCGCUUGACAUUGGCAUCAAGACGACGCCGACGACACAUUCAUCGACGCACUUUGACUCGAACCCAUCUUCUAUGCAGUAUGGCGCGUCCAACCAAACGUUCCCGUCCCAACAACGCCCGCCGCAGCACGCGUACGGCGUCCCGCAUCCGGCGGCCGUGCAUGCAACGACCAACCCGUUCGACAUGUUUUAAGCCCCCCAAUAUUAACUCGUUUUUCUCUUUGCGGGCUGGACA